AUGGACAGUUCCCGAGCAAGACAAGAACGCAGGGACCGAAGGAGGUUUGAAAUUGACCCUACCCCCAUCUUGAGCCAUGAAGAAAGAAAUGAAGCCAAUCCAGAUGAAAAUGAUGGAAUCAACAUUAGGGAUGACAGGAGCCGAGAUGAGGCUGCUAUGGCACUCCUUCAGUUACAGUGUGGAAGCCCACUGCCAGCCCCAACUGCUGAUGUUGCAGUAAAUGUGUCCUCUGGAAUCAACAUUGGGGAGGAUGACAGGAGCCGAGAUGAGGCUGCUAUGGCACUCCUUCAGUUACAGUGUGGAAGCCCACUGCCAGCCCCAACUGCUGAUGUUGCAGUAAAUGUGUCCUCUGGUGACUUGAGGCCACCCUUCAUAAGUUUGAUUAUGGAAGAUUCAAAGAUCAAGACACUUACGGGAGUUCCAACAGUCCAUUUAUUGAACACACUUGUGAGACUCCUUGCCACUGUUUUGGUUGUUACAAGGAAGCAUGUUUUGAGCCUUGAAGAACAGCUUCUACUCAGCUUGAUGAAGAUUAAGUUGAAUCUCAGCUAUAACUUUCUUGGUGUUCUCUUCCAUUGCACUUCCAACACAUGCAGCAAUACUUUCUGGGCAGUGAUUCCAAAGUUGGCUAUCAUGCUGAAAUCAGUUGUGUGCCGCAUCCUGACAUACUCUCAUUAUAAGGGCACCCACACAGUGAAAUAUAUGGUUGGUGUUUCACCAGGAGGCAUGAUCACCUUCCUCAGUCAAGGAUAUGGAGGAAGAGCUUCUGACAAAGCCAUUUUUGAACAAAGUGGAAUCAGAGAAGUUACAGCCAUUUCAUGA
Darwinula stevensoni is the source of this 822-nucleotide messenger RNA. Lineage: Eukaryota; Metazoa; Arthropoda; Ostracoda; Podocopida; Darwinulidae. The record is from the annotation of a GenBank genome assembly.